Molecule: messenger RNA, 929 nt
Organism: Meira miltonrushii
Lineage: Eukaryota; Fungi; Basidiomycota; Exobasidiomycetes; Exobasidiales; Brachybasidiaceae
Product: alpha/beta-hydrolase
Exons: 2
Coding region: 6-929 (307 amino acids)
Source: RefSeq, a predicted model, not a curated record
CCAUCAUGGAGGCGAUUAAGAGGCUAUUUCGACGCAUAACCUCCUCAACAGAGAAGAGGACAAUCUCUUUUGGAGAGAAUGAUCGACAAUAUGUGCAUAUAUAUCUACCGCGCGAUCACACCCCAUCAAAAGGUGUGAUACCUUUACUGAUCUUUGUCCAUGGAGGCGCAUGGGUGAGCGAAAAUGUUGGAAUGUAUUCAGACUUGGCUCAACAUAUUGCCUCAAAAGGAAUAGCUGUAGCUCUACCCGAGUAUAGAUUGACAAGAUACAAAGAUGUGACACCAGAAAACCCAAAUACGAUCUGGCAUCCGAAUCAUCUGGAAGACGUCUACGAAGGUAUCCGAACAGUCUAUGCAAAAGCAGAAAGUUUGGGUUAUAGAACCGAUCAGACUGUCCUUGUCGGACAUUCUGCCGGAGGAUAUAUGAACUUGGCCAUGGCGCUGGAUAGCACAAAGGCAAAUGAUGGGAAGUCCGAUGAUCUGAUUCGCGAUCUUCCACAGUUGGAAGCUUUUAUCGUCAAAUCGAUCAAAGCAUUCGUAUGCGUGGAGAGCAUCUUCUCGUUGGUCGAUAUGCUAAAGCAAUAUCCAACCUACAACUAUUUCACCACACCUGCAUUUUAUCCUCCUAACUCGCUAAGCAGUGCCAAGGAGCCGUACUUUGAAUUGGAAAAGGCCGGACCAGAAAGUUGGCCUCUAUACCCUUCAGGAUCGUAUCAUCCAACAAACCCGGACAUGCCCAACUUACACAUCAUUCACAGCAGCGAGGAUAGCCUACUCAAUAGUGACUAUAACGAAGUGGGAAUGAAACUGUUACGUUCUAAAGGUCUCAAUCUAUCAGUUGACCUGCAAUCGUUCAAAGGAGAUCAUGAAGAUUUGCUGCACACACGUCCAUUUUGGGAUAGACUUAUCAGCAUUGUACAGUCAUCAUAA